This is a messenger RNA of Limanda limanda (common dab), 1158 nucleotides long. Its product is annotated as NADH-cytochrome b5 reductase 3. NCBI's taxonomy places the organism in Eukaryota, Metazoa, Chordata, Actinopteri, Pleuronectiformes, Pleuronectidae. Gene Ontology annotation, cellular component: mitochondrion. The transcript is spliced from 9 exons. The coding region runs from base 108 to 1007 and encodes 299 amino acids. The record is from RefSeq and is a predicted model, not a curated record. Gene Ontology annotation, molecular function: oxidoreductase activity; FAD binding.
UUCCGUGUGGCGCAGUGUCGGGUUGGUCGCAGCGCUUGAACCUUCAACCUUUUUUCCUGCGUAUUCAACCAAACUCGUCUCCUGUCUUUUGAACAAAGUGACAGAAGAUGUUUUCCUACAUCAUCGGUCUGAUCCGAGGAGGCCUCGACAGCAUCGUGAACCUGAUCUUCAGACUCCUGUUCUCCAAGAGGAGAGCCGCCAUCACCUUAGAGGACCCGAGCAUCAAGUACGCGCUGCGGCUGCUGGACAAACAGAUCGUCAGUCACGACACCCGGAAGUUCAAGUUCGCUCUUCCGACAGCUGAUCACAUCCUCGGGCUCCCUAUCGGUCAGCACAUUUAUCUGUCAGCGAAGAUCGACGGUAAACUGGUCGUUCGCCCGUACACGCCGACGUCCAGCGACGACGACAAAGGUUACGUGGACCUGGUGGUGAAGGUUUACUUCAAAGAUGUUCACCCUAAGUUCCCCGAGGGGGGGAAGAUGAGUCAGUACCUGGAGAGCCUCAGGAUCAACGACACCAUCGACUUCAGAGGCCCCAGCGGCCUGCUCGUCUACCAGGGCAAAGGAGCUUUUGCCAUUCAAGCUGAUAAAAAGUCUGCAGCUGUGAUCAAGACGGCAAAACACGUGGGGAUGAUCGCUGGAGGGACGGGAAUCACUCCGAUGCUGCAGCUGAUCACAGCCGUGAUGAAGGAUCCCCAGGACCAGACGGUGUGUUACCUGCUGUUUGCCAACCAGACGGAGAAAGACAUCCUGCUGCGACCGGAGCUGGAGGAGAUUCAGGUCAACAACCCGGAUCGAUUCAAGCUGUGGUUCACUCUGGACAAGGCACCAGAGAACUGGGAGUACAGUGAAGGCUUCAUCAGCGAGGACAUGGUCACAGAGCACCUCCCCCCUCCCGGAGGCGACGCCCUCAUGCUCAUGUGCGGCCCCCCCCCAAUGAUCCAGUUCGCCUGCAACCCCAACCUGGACAAAGUCGGCCACUCUGAAGAUCGCAGGUUCACCUUCUAGACGUCGACGGCAACUUCAGAAAGAAUUAUCUCUACUCCAAAAAGCAUUAAGCACUCAUGUAGUCGGGUAUUUGCACUAUGUAAACAAUAUUUAUGCCGUGACAUUCAUCAUGCAACAGAAUCACAGCAAGGACCAAGACCUGCGGGGGGGG